This is a messenger RNA of Dinoponera quadriceps, 450 nucleotides long. Its product is annotated as odorant receptor 13a-like. Gene Ontology annotation, biological process: detection of chemical stimulus involved in sensory perception of smell; sensory perception of smell. The transcript has 4 exons. Gene Ontology annotation, molecular function: olfactory receptor activity; odorant binding. The coding region runs from base 1 to 450 and encodes 149 amino acids. The record is from RefSeq and is a predicted model, not a curated record. Gene Ontology annotation, cellular component: plasma membrane. Lineage: Eukaryota; Metazoa; Arthropoda; Insecta; Hymenoptera; Formicidae.
AUGUUGAUCGAGAAGCAUCAUAGAGUCAUUACAUUUUCUGGAAAUCUCGAUAAAUUUUUCUCUUUCAUGACUUUCUUACAAUUUUCUUGCAAUACCGUAGUUAUCUGCUCUCUAGGACUUUUCAUUAUAACAUCCGUUCAUAACGGAGUUGGUGUUAGCCUAGUAGGUACCGCAUUUGCUUACAGUGGAAUAUUAGUGGAAAUAUUUAUCUUUUGUUUUGCUGGAGAAUAUCUCGGUCUUAAGAGUAAAUUAAUUGCCGAUGCAGUAUACGGUUCUUUAUGGUACAACAUGCCGCCCAGUCAAUGUAAAAGUUUGUUAUUUGUAAUUAUGACAUCUCAAAAACCACUUAAUAUCACGGCUGGAGGAAUUGUAAAUUUAUCAUUAGAAACUUUCACAAGUAUCAUGAAAGCGUCGGCGUCAUAUAUUUCUGUCCUAAAUGCGAUGUACUGA